UUGUGUGUGACUGAGAAGGUACCUGUUCAUAUGGAGGAAGAAGACAGACAAAACCCAAGGAAAUAAACAAGAUAAUUUCAGAUAGUGUGAGAAGAUGGAGGAGUAUGAGGAGUUCUGUGAGAAGGCUCUUGCCAGAUUGCAGGAAGCAUCCCUGGCCACAGAGAGCUUCCUGCCUGCACAGUCCCCGAGUGUCUCCUUGAUUCGCUUCCAUGGAGUGGCUGUGCUUUCUCCACUGCUUAACCUUGAGAAGAGAAACGAAAUAAAAGAAGAAAAGCAGAAAGCACUUGAAAGAGAAGCAAGAAGGCAGGUUACUAGGAAGAAAGCUUUAUUGACGCGUGUUCAGGAGAUUCUUGAAAAUGUUCAGGUUAGAAAAGCACCUAAUGCCAGUGACUUUGAGGAUUGGGAGACUGAAGUCAAAGACUUGAAUGUUCCUGCUGCUUUCCCAAAUAGCUUAUCCAGGCCUGCUGAACGCUCUACAUUAGCAGAGCUUGAAAACAUACCUGGAAUCUUGCCAGUUGAUGAUGAGGACCAGCAUAAAACUAACAGAAUGGAUUUAGCUGGAGAUGCAGAAGAAGUUAAUUCUCCGAAGCAGUGUGAUGGUUCAGAUAUUGGCCCUGCAGAAAAUGAAGCUUCUCCAAAGACCUCAACACCCCUCCAGGACACUCUCAUUUCCGAUGGUCUGUUCUCAACCAACGAAGAGCAAGAUCCCUUGCUUUUGGCGGAGGUCAGGACCCCAGAUCCCUACAUCAUGAGUCUGCAGAACUUGAUGAAAAAAUCAAAGGAAUUUCUAGAGAGGGAGGAGUGUCGACGCAGCCUGAGGAGCGGUGAUAGGAGGAGUGUCAGUGAGAGUCACUCAGACAAGGAGAAUGAUGCUGCUAGAGCCGGUGCCUGUGUGAAGGACAAGACCCCACUGGCAGGCAAGCACUGUGGCUCCCUUAUUCCUGACAAACCAAGCCUUAAUAAGUCCAAUGUUCUCCUUCAAGGUGCUUCUUCUCCGGCAAGCAGCCUGAGCACCUCCACCUUAGCUGACUUUUCUAAAGGAGAUGCGCCUGCCCGACCUGGCCGUCCCUCUCUUCCGGAUCCUGAGUGUGAUGUUAAAGUCAGGCCCACUUUUGUUACUGAAAACAAUGUCAUCAAAAGUCUUACAGGUUCAUAUGCCAAAUUGCCUAGUCCAGAGCCAAGUAUGAGUCCUAAAAUGCAUCGGCGGCGUUCCAGGCCAUUAUCCGCAUGUCAUAUUCUUAUCAAUAACCCAAUAAAUGCCUGUGAAUUAAGUCCUAAGGGCAAAGAGCAGGCAGUGGACGUAGUUGUUCCAGUCAGUGAUGACAAAAGAACAGGACCUGUGCCAAAGUUACCAAGUGAUAUAGCAGGGGUGUGUUCAAGCAAGGUUUAUAUCAGCAAGAAUGCAUCCGAAGCCACAGAGGAUCUGGCUGUGGGUGAAUCAAGUCAGCUGUGUCCAUCUCUAGGAACUCAAUUAGAAGACAGAGUUACUCCUGGACUUGGUACUGUGGAAGGCCAGAUGCCAUCUGGUGAGAGCGGGGCAUGCUGUGCUGCAGUGCCUGAGGUACCUGAGCCCUGUGCCACCAGUCAGUGCCUAGGAAGUCACAGCUUAGGAGCCGGAAGUGGGCCCAAGCUGGCUGGGAUGCCAGAGAAGGGCUGGAAUUCACAAAUGGAACUGAAUAAGUCUUAUGAUGUGAAACACCCAUCUCCCUUACUGACACAAACCAAGAGCUCCAGACAGCAGGUGGCCACACCUACAGUGCCCUGUGCAGAUGAACAGCUUUUGGAUAACAGUUUUGAAAAAGUUAAGCGGAGACUAGAUUUGGACAUUGAAAGUUUGCAAAAGGAAAACUACCCUUAUGUAGUAACAACAGGAAUGGUUGAGCAGGAAAGGCAACAUUUGCCAGAAAAAAGAUACCCCAGAGGACCUGUCUACAUUAACAAGAACAAAAUCUUAGAUACUAGCACCAAAGAAGGUGAGGAGAUCCUAAGAAGUAAGAUGUUAGCAUUUGAAGAAAUGCGGAAAAGACUAGAAGAGCAGCAUGCCCAGCAGUUGUCAUUACUCAUCGCUGAGCAGGAGCGGGAGCAGCAAAGACUGCAAAAGGAAAUAGAAGAACAGGAGAAAGUGUUAAAAGAGAAAGCCAUGACAGCAGAGGUCUCAGAAUCGAGCCUGAGCGCUGCAGCGGAGUUGGAGUGGAGGAAGAGAAGUGACUCUGGCUUGCUAGAAUCAGUGCUGCCCCAGGUGGACUCGUUCCGAACUUGCGGUCCAAACAGUUCUGGUUUCCCAAACUCUGCCCUACAGUACAGCGUUGGCUCUGCGAAUGAAGCACCGUUCUUCCUCUGGGGGUCAUCAGCUAGCAGCAUGAGCAAGCGCUCGGUGACACGGCCUUUCGGAAGGGCCCAGGCUAGGUGGCCUCAGGUUUUUAGUCCUGAAGUCCAAGCGAAGUUUAACAAGAUAACUGCGGUGGCAAAGGGAUUUCUUACCCGCAGGUUGAUGCAGACAGACAAGCUGAAGCAGCUUCGGCAGACCGUAAAAGACACCAUGGAAUUCAUAAGAAGCUUCCAGUCAGAGGCUCCAUUAAAGAGGGGCAUUGUUUCAGCUCAGGAUGCCUCCCUCCAAGAGAGAGUGUCAGCACAGUUGCGAGCUGCCCUGUAUGGUAUUCAUGACAUAUUCUUUGUAAUGGAUGCGGCUGAAAGAAUGUCUAUUCUCCAUUAUGACCGAGAGGCCCGCAAGGAGAAGAUGCUCAGGCAGAUGGAUAAGAUGAAAAGCCCCCGUGUGGCUCUUUCAGCUGCAACACAGAAGUCUCUGGACAGGAAGAAGUUCAUGAAGGCUGCUGAAAUGGGAAUGCCAAAUAGGAGAUUUCUACUUAAACAAAAUCCUUCUGAAACAAGAGUCCUCCAGCCAAACCAAGGACAGAAUGCACCUGUUCAUCGGCUGCUUAGUAGACAAGGAACCCCUAAGACAUCAGUGAAGGGGGGUGUGCAAAAUAGACAGAAGCCUUCCCAGAGCAGAGUGCCUAACAGAGCGCCUGUUGCAGGAGUAUAUGCAGGAAAAACCCAAAGAAAGCGGCCAAAUGUUGCGACAAUUUAAGAAGACAGCAUUCACUAGGGUGACAACUAGGGGAGGACAAUUGUCCAGGUCGUUUUCCUGUCCAAGACUGUCUUAUCCCCGCAAAGUGACAGCAAAGGUCUGAGCAGUCACCUGAUAGUUUGGUCGGUCUGGCUAGUGCUGGCUCACUGCCCAUCUCCUGUAACAUUUGGUGUGGAUGGAGACAGAUUAGUGUUUAGUAAUUGUCUCUUCUCUGUGUUUAACGUAUACAAACAAAAGUAUAUUUUGUGUGCCCAGGUGUCUACAGAGAACCCUUUUGUAACUUAAAAAGGACAUUUGGAUUUAUUU
Molecule: messenger RNA, 3394 nt
Organism: Dipodomys ordii (Ord's kangaroo rat)
Lineage: Eukaryota; Metazoa; Chordata; Mammalia; Rodentia; Heteromyidae
Gene: Ccp110
Product: centriolar coiled coil protein 110kDa
Exons: 15
Coding region: 95-3088 (997 amino acids)
Biological process (GO): regulation of cytokinesis; centrosome duplication; centriole replication
Cellular component (GO): centriole
Source: RefSeq, a predicted model, not a curated record